AUGUCAUUGCCUGCUCAAGAAGAAGAAGAUGCGGCUCAAUUAAAAUUUCCAAAAGAAUUUGAUAAUGCGGAGCCAAUGAUGAUAUCUGAAGUUUUAAUGAUGUUAGAAAGUCGACGACAACAGCAGCAACAAUUAAGUAUGAAUGGUGGUAUGGGAGACGAUGACGAUGAAACACCGUUAUCAGAAGCGUUCAAUGAUACCAUAACAUAUUGUGAACGCUUUAGUAAAUUUAAAAAUAAAGAAGCAAUUGGUGCUGUAAGAAAUUUAUUAUUUCCACAAGAUAACAGUGGUUCAUUCAAAUUACAUAAAUUUGAAGCGGCAUUAUUAUCAAAUCUUUGUCCAACACAAGCUAUGGAAGCAAAAACAUUAAUACCAAGUUUAGAAAGUAAAUUAGAUGAUGACGAAUGUCAAAAACUAGUUGAUGAAAUUCAAAAUUAUAGAAGUUUUCAAAGUUAA
Molecule: messenger RNA, 456 nt
Organism: Didymodactylos carnosus
Lineage: Eukaryota; Metazoa; Rotifera; Eurotatoria; Philodinida; Philodinidae
Source: the annotation of a GenBank genome assembly